This is a messenger RNA of Plodia interpunctella (Indianmeal moth), 5817 nucleotides long. RefSeq lists its product as uncharacterized. NCBI's taxonomy places the organism in Eukaryota, Metazoa, Arthropoda, Insecta, Lepidoptera, Pyralidae. Gene Ontology annotation, cellular component: membrane. The transcript has 15 exons. The record is from RefSeq and is a predicted model, not a curated record. Gene Ontology annotation, biological process: monocarboxylic acid transport; transmembrane transport. Bases 439 to 2754 code for a protein of 771 amino acids. Gene Ontology annotation, molecular function: monocarboxylic acid transmembrane transporter activity.
CAGUUGUCGUCCUGAUAACACGGCGAUCGGUUCGUGUUCGUGUACGCGCGUGCUUGUGAAACAAAACGUCAUAAUUUUGCAGAAAGAAACAUCUGUCAACUUAAAAAUAACAAAGGUUUCUUUUUGGAAAUAAUUAGGUAGAAAUUUAGAACAUUGUAUUGUUUUACUUGUCAGGUCAUUUUAGAAUUAAAUAACUGUGUGUGGUGUCAAACAAAUGGGGAUCUUUAUUACAGUUCGUUCGUGCGGUCAAAAAUAAACUUUUGUUUUUAUGCUGAAUAAUAAGGUGUACUGAAGAUCUUCAGUAUUUUCUAUAACUUUAUUGCGAAUACAAAUACUAUACAAAUUGUAUAUUAAAAACCUUUAUGUGAGUGAUAUAAACAGUACAAUUUGGGUGUGAACGGAGUGAACUCACUGAAAAUUUACUGAAAAAAUCUCAAGAUGUCAAAGGUGUCCCUGAAUAAUAUUCCAUCGAACCCACGGAUUAGUCGUCUGAGAACAUAUUCAAGGACUGAAAGUGAAACGUCAUGUGAAGAGGCAGCAAGACUGACAGCAGAAGGGGCAGAAGCUGACGAUGACGAGGCUUAUGAUUAUACCGAGCUGCCCCCUCCCCCCGAUGGAGGUUAUGGCUGGGUCGUGGUCUUCGCCUCUUUCAUGUGCAACCUGGUGGUGGACGGCAUAGCCUACACCUUCGGAAUAUUCCUGCCAGAGCUGGUCGUGUACUUUGGAGUGGGGAAAGGAACAGUAGCAUGGGUCGGCAGUUUGCUGUCCGGAGUUUAUUUAGCGGCUGGUCCUAUAGUAUCAGCACUAUGCAACAAGUUCGGGUGUCGCGCGGUGUGCAUCACAGGUUCCGUUAUAGCAACGGUGGCGUUCGUUCUGUCUUCCUACAGCAAGAGCGUCACUAUGAUGAUGCUCACUUAUGGACUGCUUGGAGGAAUCGGCUUCGGUAUGAUCUACCUGCCUUCCGUGGUAGCCGUGGGCUACUACUUCGAGACCCGGCGAUCACUCGCCACCGGCAUAGCCGUGUGUGGGUCAGGAGUCGGCACGUUUAGCUUCGCUCCCCUGGCCUCGUAUCUCUUGGAUCAAUUCGGUUCGUGGCAAGGAGCAAAUCUGCUGCUGGCUGGCCUUAUUCUCAACUGUGUGAUAUUUGGCGCGCUUAUGAGACCACUUGUCUAUCCAAAGACGUCGGGUGAAAAGCCUUUGCUGCAACGUAUGGCCGAAGAAAAAAGACUGCAAAUGGAAAGGGGAUCAAUAGGCGGCUCGUACUUUGUGGUACAACUACCCGAUGGCACAAUGGAGAAGCGUAUGAAGCAGGCACCGCUGAACAUCGAUCCAGGCGUCCACUCGUCUUUGAACCUGGAGGCGUUGGCGCGUGUGCCGACUCAACCCAACAUGCAUGGUGUACCAACUGUUCCUACACUACCGACUAUUACUGAAGCAAAGAUUCCGGAGGAAAAUGGACACAAAAAGGGCGAAAACGGUACAGCCAUAGCCACGAUUCAAGCCCAACAAAUGUCCCGCAACGUGUCUUCACCCGCUUUCAGCGCGCAAGCUCCCGGACUACCCAAGAAUGGAUCCGUGCCGUUCUUCGACAGACAACGGAAACAGAGCACUGGAGAUAGGUCAGCGAAUGAUAGAUUUAAACCGUCCCUGGCUGCCAUUCGAGCCACGUCCAAAACUUCAAUGUAUAGUCAAGCUAGAAAUGAUGGCGACACAGAAAGUAUGAUGACGUCAAAAUUAUCAGUGGCCGGUCCGCGCGAGCCCCGCAUGGUGCGCCCCAUGUCGCGCAAAGACAUCUUCUACUCCGGGUCCGUGCUGAAUCUCCCGCAGUACCAGAGCCAGAAGUCGUUGCAAGGAUACAGGAACUCCGUGCUUAGUUUACCACAGAGUAGACAAACGGGCGAUUUGGAGAGGCAAGAACACAGAACCACUUCGCCCGAAACCAUAUCCAAAGAAUACGACCUGUGUCCGUGCCUGGCGCUGCCCAACUCGUUCAAGUCCGCACUAUCGUCGAUGCUGGACGUCAGCCUGCUGAAGGACCCCGCGUUCAUGCUGAUCGGGGUCUCCAACAUGUUCGGCAUGGCGGGGCUCUACGUGCCGUUCGUGUAUCUCGUCGACGCGGCUAAAGCUAACGGCAUAGAGCAAAGUCAAGCAUCGUUCCUAAUCUCCAUCAUCGGUAUAACGAACACAGUGGGCAGGAUCGCGUGCGGAUGGGUGGCCGACUUCCCGUGGAUGGAUACUUUGCUGCUCAACAACAUUUGUUUGGUCAUCGCUACGGUGUCGGUAGCUGCCACUCCGUUCUGUUUUUCAUAUAUUUGUUACGUGUUAAUGGCUAUUGCCUUCGGAUUAGCUAUUUCGGGCUACAUCUCGCUGACGUCCAUCAUCCUGGUGGACCUGCUGGGGCUGGACAAGCUGACGAACGCGUUCGGUCUGCUGAUCCUGUUCCGCGGCGCGGCCGCCAUCGUGGGCACGCCGCUGGCGGGCGCUGUGUACGACGCCACGCGCACCUACGCGCCCUCCUUCUACAUGGCGGCCGGCUUCUUCUUGGUGGCCACCUUGACGUCCUUCGCCGCGCCCAUGUUCAAGAGGAAACAAGAAGAGAGCCAGCAGCCGGCGGACAUGCUGUCGCCGAUCGACGAGGACCUGGAGGAGCGCGAGGACGAGGACCCGGACGACGCGCCCAUCACCAUGGCCGCGCCCGCGCUCGUGCGCACCGCCGCCUCGCCCGAGCUCUCGCAGAGGGAGAGCGUACUGUAGUCUGUAGCGUGUAUCGUCCUCGACUCCUCGUUUUCUUUGCUUUUUUGAAUUUGCCAAUUUCUAAUGUCUUUAACUGUGAAGUCGAUGAUUUAAAUUUUUAUUGUAACGUUUACACUUUAACUAUUUGAAAUGAAAGUUAAAUGUUUUCUAAAACAUGGAACUCUACACCGAUACCCCUAAAAACGAGUUACGAAAUUUGCUACCUUUACGACAAAUAUUUAUAAAACUGCUUCCUUAAAAUUAAUUCUUUUAAGUUCAACUCCUUACAGGAGUUGCCUAUAAACCGCCCCACGAUAGAAGUUCAUAAACGCGACACAAUAACAACGUGGCCGGUCUGUUAUUUAUUUAGUGAGCAGAACACAAAUUGCCAAUUGGUAUUUAAAUAUAUUACGAAAAAACCAUCCUUAAGCAACCUACAGAAAUCUCAAUUAUCUAAAUGUUUGUUCCAAGUUUUCAAUUCGACUGACCGUCAACAUGUCUCAGGAAAUAUGACUUGACCCUUUAAGUACUUUUAUAUAAACAAUUUUGUGUAUAAUCUUAUUUUUGUAUUAGCUAAUUUAAGUAGUUUUAAUUUAUUAACCCCUGAUAAUACAAUAUCUACUCACGGUUUGUAGCACAUAACGUGUAUAUGAGAAUAUAAUCUUCCAAUGAGGCUUGGCCGCAGUAAUAUAAUAGAUUCCGACAACUCUUUACAAUUACUCGCUAUCAAAAAAUAAACAUACGAUCUCAUUAGUUUGAUGGCUAUAUUCCAAAGGUUUCUCGGAAAUUAUUAUAAUUCUCAUUUAGGCGCAUUUUGUGUGUGAAUGAAUAAAUAUUUUCUAGAAGAAAUGUACAGUACUUUAAAGAUCCUAUUUUGAUGGUAACAAAUAAUAAGUACUUAGUAUUAAAAAUUAAUAACUCGUGGUUACCAUAGGAAUGUAACGUAUGAAUUUAAAUAAUAAUAUGUCUUGGAAUUGACUGCAAGCAAUAAGCAAAUAGCUGCCGCAUUUUUAGUGAAAAAUUAAGAUUCGUAAUUCCAACGUGCCAUAUUGUCGAGGUGCUAAGGUCGACUCAAUGAACACACUCACAUAUAUACUCAAAUAACGCAUACAAAAUGUCCAAACUAACGUUUAGCAAUAAUUUUAGUACUUAUAGGCUGUACUUGGUACUUAUAGGCUGUAAGUACUUAGAUCCAGAGCAUAUGUCACAUCAUCGCAUAUCAACUUUAAUGCUAUUCAACAAAUCGAUAAAUGUUUUACUUCGUAAUUAUCUAUCUAUUACAAAAUAGUACCUGUAAGUGUAACAAAAUAAACAUUGCUUUUUUCACAUCCUAUACUAACCUAUACUUGUAAAUGAUCAAUUAAUUAUAAAUAAGAAGUGCACGGGUAUAAAUAUGCAAGGAAGUAAAUAGAUAGAAUUUCAAUUCUGAAGUUAUAAGUAUAUUAUAUACUACAUUUGAUAUUUCGCUGUCUUUUCGAGAGCUUUCUUGGCCUGAAAUAUAAGAGCGAUGUCUAGGCACAGAAGUGUUUCUUAGUUCUACUGUCGAUUGUAAAUAAGUACUAAAUUGAAUUGUGACCCUACAAGUAUAAGCCCUGUCCUAUCUAGGCUGUAUCCAAGGCAAACAAUUGUGUUGCUAUCUCUGUUUAUCAUUACAGUGCCAAAAAGAGAUAGAAACACAUUCGUUUGACCCAUGGACAGCCAAGUUAUUUAAUGUCAUUGGAACGACACAUUUAUAGAUUGGGGACGUUUUUCUAUAUUAACUGUGUGUUUUAUAGGUACCUAAGUGUACUAAUAGAUUAGCCGUAGCACGUCUGCCUUUUAACUCUUUCUAGACUCAACAUUUCGAGCUUGGCUUUAUCUUCUAUUUUUUGAGACAUAUAGUUUGUUAUUUUACGCCAUCCCAGUUUGCGUUUAGUUGUCAAUACCUGAAAAUUUUGCGAGAUUUUUUGUCUCGCUCGACACGUUGAACCAAACUGAGAUGACGCAUAGUUCAUCCUUAGUGUGCCAUCGUUUAUGAACAAUUUUGUAAAUAUAUCGCAUAAGUAAAACUACAGAUGUGAGUUAUGCAACGCAGUCAAUUUUACGUGCAUCAUUCAAUACCAAAAACAUCUUUAUCUAGAAAGAUAUAGACUCUAUGUACUUGCCAGUUAGUAGGGUGUAUAUAGAAUGGAGAGAUAGGUACAUAAUAUAUUUUUGUCAUAGAUAUUUUUGUCGAUAAAAAGCAUAAUUUAGCUUUAAGUGUAAUUAAUGAAUGUAUAGAUAGUUAGCGGAGGUAUUAUGUGAUAAAUAAAAAAAAAACCGUUAAAAUAUUUCGUUUGUAACAAUCUGUAUUUUAUUAUUGAACUAAUAAUGAUAUGAUAUGCCUAUUAUUAUUGUAUAUUAUGUUGGUAAGUUUACAUGUAAACAGUAUCAAAUAAAAUUAUGUAAUGUAUUGAGGAAUAUUCGAAAUCUUACGGAUGAAUGUUACUGUUGUUAUAGCUUUAUGUAAAAACCAAACGUGUUAUUAUGUUUUUAAGAUUUUUAAUGGAGAAAUGAGAGGCGAAUUUGUAACAGAUUAUAUACGAUGUAACCGCGACGUUUUGCUGUUAAAAAUAAAGUUCAAACUGGUAUGACAAUCAUGAAUAUAUUUUGUUAUAUUAAAUUAGAACCACGUUUUACAACUUUUGAAGUUUAUUUGUUUUAAAAACGAAAAGUUACGCUUUGGUGGAAAGAUACGAAUGUUUUAUGUAUUCAGUAUUGGCUCAAAGUAUUGUUUUAUUUCUUGUUUUAAAAGAUCGUGCUGAUGUUUUCACAUUGCCUAUAGUUUUGUCAGUUCGCAAAUGUGAGUACAAAUAAUUUAAAUGGAAAAUUUCUUCUCAUGGUGAAUCCAUUCUAUAUUCUUCUUUCCUGUUGACAGGGUAAUUUUUUUUUACUAAGCUGUAAGUUUAUUAUAGGCAAUGUAAAAACAUGUGAUAGUUUAGUAGUUUUCCGUGAUAAGCGCACUGCGCACGCGACGCUUGCGCUCAAUGAAAGCUUAUUGUUGAACAUUUCCACCGAAAAUUACUUUUGUAAAUAACAGAUUUAUUAAAUAAUAAUCAUGACUGA